Parastagonospora nodorum SN15 is the source of this 1642-nucleotide messenger RNA. RefSeq lists its product as hypothetical. Bases 88 to 1476 code for a protein of 462 amino acids. The transcript has 2 exons. Lineage: Eukaryota; Fungi; Ascomycota; Dothideomycetes; Pleosporales; Phaeosphaeriaceae. The record is from RefSeq and is a predicted model, not a curated record.
UCCCCCGCGGAUCCUCGCCACAACACGCUCGCUCAAUCGCGCCCGACGCGACAUUGAAUCAUUGCCUAUCGAUAAUUAUUUGCAACCAUGCCGCGACCAAAGAGGACCAAGAUCACGUCAGCGACCACGCGUGUCUCGAAGCACGCCCCGCGCACCGAAGUCGCAAAACCUGCCGCCACGAAGCUCUCGAAAGCGAAACAAAAUGCAAAAACCUUCAGCGAUGAUAGCGACGGUCUCGUUGUCAAGUCCAAGACGACGCGCUCAACACGAGGACAGCCUUUGGGAAAGACUCAUGAGCCUGUUGUGGAGGCGGACCUGGAAAUGACUGGCGCGCUCCCAGUUGCAGAAGGCAGUCCAGCUGAAACGCCCAAGGAUCGCACACCGGCAUCAAAGGCGUCAAAGAGAACACGAGGCACGAGAUUGUCAGGUAGACAGAUAUUGUCUUCGACAGCAAAGUCAGCAUCAACGCGCUCGCCGGUCGAAGUCGCGCAAGAGGAGGCGGCCCAGGAAGGGGAUACAAGCGGCUUCGGAGACUUGACAUUCUCCUCAUUUGGCUCAGAAUCACCAUUACAUGGAACACGCCCACCAUCCGCGAUGAAAGUGGGCGCGACACCAGCGCAUGAGGCCUCCAUCUUAGCUUUGACGAACUUUAAGAGACGAGCCAGGCAACCAAGCUUACUGCGUAUGGUACAGCAGACCACCGAUGUGGAAGACAACGAUCAAAGUGGGCUCGACGACACAGACAACUUUGACUUUGACGACUUCCUCCCACAUGCAGAGUCAACGCCACUGAACGUGAGGAAACCCGUGGCAGAGGACGACGCACGAAAUGACAGUGGCACGCAAAUAUCCAGCUCUGGUUCUCGAGGUGUCAAGCGGAAGCUGACGCCCGUUGUCCAGGUGCCACGGUCUUCCCCUCCAUGCGAUCCGCCGUCUGGCGCAGGUCGACCGUCUAAGAAAGCUCCCACGUAUGCGGAGUCCGAGGGCGAGGAGACGGAGGCACCGAAGAAGGCCAAGAGGACCGCCAAGUCAAAAGCGCAACAAAAGAUAUCUACUGCACAGCUCAAGGUUCUCCUGCCUCGACGGAGGAACCGCAAUCUGCGCGACCGUGACGAGUUCGAUAUUGACUCAUCUGAAGCUACACCAAUCGAUUCGGAGCAGGACGAGCUGCAAAUGCCAAAUCCACGCGCUCGUCAAAGAGGCAGCGCAAAGGUCGCGUCUCCAAAAGCUGCUAAGAAGAAUGCUCGUGGGACGAAAGCCACGGCUUCCAGGCAAAGCAAGACAUAUAGCCGUAGGAUAUCAUCGGACAAGGAGAAUGACGCCAGAAACGACGGCGAUGAGGAGCCGACAGAGGCCUCUGUGGCCGAGCAUUCGGAAAAGCUGCUUGCUAUCAAGAAGAAGUUUGAGGAAGUCGAUGCGUUUGAGCUUGACUUUGAGACUGGGGAUGUGACGACAAGCUCAAGCCCGUUUCGGUGAUGGGUCUUCUGAUUUCGGCGUUUGCAAAGUAUGCUAUGAUUUAUGAUUGUCUGUGCAUUUCUGUAUACCCGUAGGGCGUUCUCACGGCGGUUCUUUGCUAGCAUGGCUGUAAAACACGUAGCGAUGCUCCAAAUAGCGAUGAAGGAGAAUCGAUGUCAACUUCUGA